Messenger RNA from Cylas formicarius (sweet potato weevil), 380 nucleotides. RefSeq names its product GSK3B-interacting protein-like. Gene Ontology annotation, molecular function: kinase regulator activity; protein kinase A binding. The transcript has a single exon. Bases 1 to 372 code for a protein of 123 amino acids. Gene Ontology annotation, cellular component: cytoplasm. The record is from RefSeq and is a predicted model, not a curated record. Lineage: Eukaryota; Metazoa; Arthropoda; Insecta; Coleoptera; Brentidae. Gene Ontology annotation, biological process: regulation of canonical Wnt signaling pathway.
AUGUCGGAGCGCGUCCUGGACGCGAAAACGUGGCGGGCGGAGGCCGAGGCCGUGAUCGAGGACGUGCGGGACCACGCGACACGCAUCCGCGUCAGCGACAAAGUGCCCGCGACCGAUUCGGCCGUGUAUAUCGACGUCGAGACCCUCGAGGGGCGCGAACUGCGCGUCGAGUUGUCGGCGAAAGGUUUCCGAGUGUGCGGGGACCCCGGCCCCUUCUUCGAGACGCCGUACAGCUUGCUCGAGUCCGUGAGCCCGAAGUUCAGGCAAUCGUUCGCCGCCGCGUUGGCGGCGAAACUCGUCAGCGUACGCGACGAGAGUUCACGAGUCGGCAACGCCGCGCUACCGUUGCCAACUUUGGACGACGACAGUUGACAGUUUUU